Lathyrus oleraceus (garden pea) is the source of this 1423-nucleotide messenger RNA. RefSeq names its product transcription factor MYB102. The transcript is spliced from 3 exons. The record is from RefSeq and is a predicted model, not a curated record. NCBI's taxonomy places the organism in Eukaryota, Viridiplantae, Streptophyta, Magnoliopsida, Fabales, Fabaceae. The coding region runs from base 156 to 1262 and encodes 368 amino acids.
CUCAACUACGUCCCAUUAAGGACCCUACUAUCAUUUCAUUUUCUUCUUCUUCAUCUUCUAAUUUCUUACUCAAUUCUCUCACGUUUCUCUCUUCUACUUCAACCAAACUAUAAUUUUUGAGCAGCUACAAGUACCUCAAUUAACUCAACUUUGAAAUGGGAAGAACACCUUGUUGUGACAAGAAUAAUGGUCUCAAGAAAGGACCAUGGACAACGGAAGAGGAUGAAAAACUCAUUCAUUAUAUUCAAAAACAUGGUUAUGGCAAUUGGAGGACACUCCCAAAAAAUGCCGGUUUGCAAAGAUGUGGCAAAAGUUGUCGUCUUCGUUGGACAAACUAUCUCCGACCAGAUAUAAAACGUGGUCGAUUUUCAUUUGAAGAGGAAGAAACAAUAAUUCAGCUCCACAGCGUUCUUGGAAACAAGUGGUCUACGAUUGCAUCUCGAUUACCCGGAAGAACAGACAACGAAAUAAAGAACUACUGGAACACAAACAUUAGAAAAAGGCUUUUGAGAAUGGGAAUCGAUCCGGUAACACAUAGUCCAAGACUUGAUUUAUUAGACCUCUCUUCAAUUCUAUGUUCAUCUCUCUAUGGCUCAUCAUCAUCACAAAUCAACAACUUCCAAACACUCCUUAGCAUGCAACAACAGCAACCUCUGAUAAACCCUGAGCUUCUAAAACUAGCUUCCUCACUUUUCACUACCUCAUCACAACAACAACAACAACAAGAUUAUAGUAACAAUCAACCUUGUAAUCCCCAAAUUCAAAACCAAGUUCCACCUUCACAUUUUGUCCAAUUCCAAGAUCAAAUCCAACAAGUACCUAGUACUAAUUCUAAUGUUUGUACUAGUGUUUCUCCUUCAUUUCCUAAUCAUUCACAUUUGUUUGAAACAAAUGUGAAUACAAAUCCUUCAAAUUUCACCGACCAAAGUUGUUACAACAAUCAACAUUCUGUUCCUGAUAUUGAUUGGCUAGAAAAUAAUGGGUUUGGUUUAAGUACUUUUAAAGAGGAUAUUGAUUAUACCCCUCAAUUAUCAAACUAUAAUCAAUAUUAUGGUUCUGAUUAUAAUCAAAAUCUUAUGACUCAUCAAACUUCAAACCAAAUUCUAUCAACACCAUCUUCAAGUCCAACACCGAUGAAUUCGAACUCCACGUGUAUCAUUGGGAGCAAUACAGAAGAUGAGAAAGAAAGCUAUGACAGUUGUAAUAACAGAAUGAAAUUUGAAAUUCCGUUGCAUAUUUUAGAUUCCAAUGAUUUUAUGUAAUGAAUAUCAUCGUCAACAGUUAAAUCAACCAAAUGGUGUUGAUUAUUUCACCCUCUGUUUUUGCUGGGAUGUACCUAUGAAUGCUUCUCUGGUGCAUGAUAUUUGUAACAUUCGGUUUAUUUUGUUAUUGAUUUAUAAAGUUUAAAUUUCUUGCUUCACAA